GAUUACAUCAAGAAGAAGUUGAUUGAGAUUAAAAGUAAACACCGGUUUGCAAAAGGUUCAUCAAUCACUGGCGUUUCACUCCUUGGUUGGAUGCAACAAAGAGGACUACUCCUUGGUUCAACAUCAUCGCAUCCUCAUCCAGAACGCCAAAAUAUUACUGUGAGUAAAUUUUCCAAAAGUGCUUCAAAGUUUGAUGGUAGAAUGGUUGGAUGCGACGAGGAGUUUAAGACGAUAAUGGAUCAGCUCACUCGACAAUCAGCGAAGCAGCUACAAGUUUCAUCAAUUGUAGGCAUGGGAGGAAUUGGCAAGACCACUUUAGCUCGGAAAGUCUAUGAAGGUUCAUCAAUUACUUCUCAUUUUGACAAACGAGCAUGGGUUACUGUAUCUCAAGAGUAUAAUGUGGAACAAAUGCUCCAAUGCCUUAUUGAUUGUGUUAAUGCAACAUCAAAUGAUGUACUCCAUGAACAAAGAAAUGACAACUUUGCAGAAAGUCUGCGUAAACACUUGAAGGAGCAGAGAUAUUUGAUAGUGAUGGAUGAUAUAUGGAGCACUACUGCUUGGGAUAGUGUGCAAAGAUGUUUUCCGAAUGAUAAUAACGGAACCCGUACACUAUUGACUUCUCGGCUUAGGGAGGUGGCUGAAUAUGCAAGUUCAGGUAACUCUACCAUUAACAUGUCUUUCUUAGAUGCCAAUAAAAGUUGGAAUCUCUUCUGCAAUGUGUUUGGUCAAACGGAAUUUCUUUCAGUGUUUGAGCAAAUUGGUAGAAACAUAGUGAAGAAAUGUAAUGGAUUACCUCUAGCUAUCUUUGUAAUAGCUAGUCUUCUCUCCAAGACAGAAGCGGCAGUGGAGAAGUGGAAUAAUGUUGUAGAAAAUGUGAGUAGAUAUGUAAUUGGUGAUUCUAAUUAUGCAUGUUCCAAAAUACUAUAUUUGAGUUACAACCAAUUACCACACCACUUAAAAGCUUGUUUUCUAUAUUUUGGAGUUUUUCCCGAAGACUAUGAGAUUCAUGUGAAGAAGUUAGGUUAG
This is a messenger RNA of Ipomoea nil (Japanese morning glory), 1026 nucleotides long. RefSeq names its product disease resistance protein RPP13-like. Bases 91 to 1026 code for a protein of 311 amino acids. The record is from RefSeq and is a predicted model, not a curated record. NCBI's taxonomy places the organism in Eukaryota, Viridiplantae, Streptophyta, Magnoliopsida, Solanales, Convolvulaceae. Gene Ontology annotation, biological process: defense response to other organism. Gene Ontology annotation, molecular function: ADP binding. The transcript has a single exon.